CUGCACAGUGUGAUCCGCGCACAGCUCUCCUCUCAUCCAGGCUGCGUGUGUGUCACAGCAACUGGUGUCUGAAACCCACUUUCUUUCUUUGUAUAUAACUGUUACGCAAAAAAUGCGAGCGCUGCUUUGGCGUGAACACAAUAAUAAGUGUCAUUGAAUGUUUCCCUUGGCGACGCAGCAGUCUCGCGCUUUGCGUUCACGCGUCCAAAAGAUGCGCGUUUACAAAACUUUUAAAAACACACAUUAAUUCCCUCACGAUAAAAAUCGAAACGCACACCGGCUUUCAAAGACAUAACAGAUCUCAGCUGUGUUUCCAGUCUAAUGUAGUCGGGAUUGUUAUGUAGGUCAGGCCAGGCUUAAGCAGCUUUACUGAACCUGCGUCAGCUUAAGCUAAAAGGAAUUCCAGCAAAGCCCUCCCCGGGUAGGCGUGGGCCUAAUCGAGGCUGGCCUAGUUAAGCCUGAUUUUUUUUCUAACGUCCCUGUAUGCUUAGGAGCCAGUUUGUGCAUGUGUGUGUUGUUUAACCGAGGCAAGCAGAGCAGCAGCCCGCUCGCACAAGUGAGUGUCUUCCAGAAUAAGACAGAUUCAUAACACAGGGGAAAAGAAGGAGAAGAGGAGACCGAGUGUAGAGCACUGAGACCAGCCUAACAGCAAGAUGUCUACCAUAUUCAUGACAAACAACAUGGUUGGCAAAGCUCGCUCCUCCAACUUCACCCUGUCUGAGAAACUGGAUCUUCUGCGUCUGGUCCAGCCACACAUACAUAUUUUGGAGGAGCACACCAACAAGCACGCGGUGAUCGUGGAUAAGAACCGAUGCUGGGACAAUAUAGCGGAGCGCUAUAACAAUUUGGGGGGCGAAAGACCCCCAAGAACGGCUCAAGGCCUUCGCACUCUCUAUAAACGACUUAAAGAAAGUGCCAAACAGGAAGUUCUUCAGCGAAGCCACGCCCAGCCUGAGUACAGGGGCAGCAUCUCAGAGCCAACCAAACGCAUCCUAGAAAUGAUUCCGCAACUGUUUCAUGUGGGGGAUAAAGAGCAGAGUGCACUCCACAGGCUUCAGUUCAAGAGGAGUUCUCCCGUAAUAGAUCAGCCAGGCAGCAGUCUCUCCAUCCCAGUGUUAUCAGGAUAUCCACUUGUGGCUGCUGUGAGGGUGGAGUCAGAAGAUGUGAAGCCGCCUCCCGAAAUCCAGCUGAUUUCGUCACACGGUUCACCCGGUACUGACGCCACCCCGAGCAGUCAGACCCACCACGGACAGAACGAGAGAGAAAGCGAGGUGUUUGAAGAAGAUGAUGACGAGGAGGAGGAAAUAGUCUCCCACGUGUACGCGGGCUCCAUCUCUCCAUGCCCCUCCUCUGUACACUUACCGCCCUCACCGUUAGCACCCGCCCAGAGGAGGAGCCUGUAUCAACAGGACAGGGUAGCCUUCAAAAACCCUGUUUAUGAAGCUGAAAUGUUGCAGAUGAUGCGAGAGGAGCACAAGCUGCUUCUGGCCAAUCACAGAAAACUAGGCCUGUAUCUGGAGGAGAAGAGGGAGGGCAUUAAAAGAAAGCAACAGUUGGAGGAGGAGCUUCUCAGGUCAAAGGUUAAAGUAGAGAAAUUGAGGGCCGCCAGACUUCGUCACGGGCUGCCGCUGUUGUGACAUACAGUAAUGUGUCUAAAAAUGUCGCAUAAAGGGAACUUCAACAUAUUUUGUCGUUUUAUCUGGUCAUGUGCUGUACGGUUGGACUUGUGAAUGUACAAUCGUCAGACUUGUUUGUACAGUUCUUUCUUGUUUGUACAGGUUUAUUUUUUAAUCACAUUUUUACAACAAUCGCUCUUAUGUCUGAAGCGGGAAUAAAUGUUAUUGUGUGUGAAUGUGUCUGGACAAGAAUGUUUUGUAUGUCAACCCUAAUAAAAUUGUCAGUGCUUUAAUCUCAGUGUAUUGAGCAUAUAUGUGUUAUUAUUUUUUU
Molecule: messenger RNA, 1947 nt
Organism: Triplophysa dalaica
Lineage: Eukaryota; Metazoa; Chordata; Actinopteri; Cypriniformes; Nemacheilidae
Gene: fsbp
Product: fibrinogen silencer-binding protein
Exons: 2
Coding region: 654-1637 (327 amino acids)
Source: RefSeq, a predicted model, not a curated record